Miscanthus lutarioriparius is the source of this 531-nucleotide messenger RNA. The record is from the annotation of a GenBank genome assembly. NCBI's taxonomy places the organism in Eukaryota, Viridiplantae, Streptophyta, Magnoliopsida, Poales, Poaceae.
AUGGCUCCGGGUCGGAACAUUGGAGCAAGCAGCCAGCAACCAAGAGGAUUAACAAGGCAUCAUAAUUCACAUGAGUUCUGGGGCAACGAGUACAAGAAUGAUGAUGAAAAUGAAAAUCCUUUUAAAAACUACAUGGGAAAGAUGGGCAUCAAAUUUUCCAUAGACCCUGAUGACAAGGAAGUUGAAGCUGCAUGCUUUGAUUUGUUCAAGACUGGGCAACGACAAUUAAGGCACAAGCUAAAGAGGGCUUACUUUGAUGGAGUACCUGCAAAUGAAGUCAGAAUAACAUCGCCGGUGAGGAGUAUGACUGAUGAACAAUGGAUUGCAUUGGUGGAGCUGUGGUCAAGCCCUAAGCAUAAGCCUACACCAGAAGGGGGACAACCAAAGACUCCUGCUGAUGUUUUUGCUCAUGUUUUGCCAUCAAGUAAAUUUCUUCGAAAUGUUGGCCUUGACACAGCAGUCCGUAAGAGAAGAGCUACUGCUUCUACACGUGUACAAGAGCUAGAGGUUGAAGUUGUGGCUAAGAAGUAA